GGGCGACGUCCUCUCUCUGGUGGUGGGCGGUGCGAGCUGGUCGUGUUGCUGGUCACUACGCGCAGAGCUGUUAGUUCAUGGCUGCAGCGGGUCCCGGGGCUGAGGUGCGGGCGACGGCGCGGCAGGAGCCGGGACGGGCGCCGGGCAAGGUACUGGACGGAGGCCGCGGCCGAAGAGCGGGUGAUCCUCAAUAGGACCUACUAGAGGCUACAGAAAAAAAACCUAGGCAGAAUAAAAAACGGUGAAAUAGGUUGUUCUAAGGAAAUAAGAUGGAUCCCUGUUCAGUUGGAGUUCAGCUUCGUGCUACCAAUGAAUGUCAUAAGACAUACUAUACUCGACAUACUGGCUUCAAGACUUUGCAAGAAUUAUCAUCAAAUGAUGCGCUUUUACUUCAGCUUAGAACCGGAAUGACACUCUCUGGAAACAAUACAAUUUGCUUCCAUCAUGCAAAAAUUUACAUUGAUCGAUUUGAGGACUUGCAAAAGUCUUGUUGUGAUCCUUUUAACAUACACAAAAAGCUUGCAAAGAAAAAUUUGCAUGCAAUUGACUUAGAUGAUGCCACUUUCCUAAGUGCCAAGUUUGGAAGACAGCUUGUACCUGGUUGGAAGCUUUGUCCAAAAUGCACACAGAUAAUCAAUGGAAGUGUGGAUGUUGAAUCUGAAGAUCGCCAAAAAAGGAAAGCUGAUUCAGACGGAAGGACCGCUAAAGCCUUGCGGUCCUUGCAGUUUGCAAAUCCAGGAAAGCAAACUGAAUUUACUCCAGAAACUGGUAAGAGAGAAAAAAGAAGGCAAACUAAGUCAACCAAUUCAGACAGGCAAGUGAUACCACCAAAGAGCAAAGUCUAUGAUAGCCAGGGCCUCCUGAUAUUCAGUGGGAUGGAUCUCUGUGAUUGCCUUGAUGAAGAUUGCCUGGGGUGUUUCUACGCCUGUCCAAAUUGUGGUUCUAACAAGUGUGGAGCUGAAUGCCGCUGUGACAGAAAAUGGCUUUAUGAGCAGAUUGAAAUAGAAGGAGGGGAAAUUAUUCAUAAUAAGCAUGCUGGGUAAUUUGAAGAGUUUGGAUGAGCUGAUCCUUGUAGCUCUGAAAUUCUACUGUAGAUAUAUUGAGAAUCCAAGCAUGAUAAACCAGUGACAAGAUUUGAAACAUGUUAUUACAUAUAAAUGUCGUGUACUAGAUGUUUAGAAUUCAUUGUUUUGUGUACAUUAUAGAUGGACUUUAAAAAUAAGCUUUAAAGUUUAUUGUGGAUAAAUAAGCAAGCUGAGUAGUUGGGAAACAAUGCCUGACUAUAUACAAGGAGAUUUGUUAAACUGUUUAAAAAAACAUUCUGGCAUUAGUUACAAAUGGAUUAAUAAACAGGGGGCAAAAUCUUCAAAGCACUUUAUAUCAGAUCACAUUCCCUUUGAAUAAAGAAACUUAUAAUGAAAAUCCAGUUUACCACCCUAAGUAUUCUUACUCCUUUUACUACCUAGAUUUCUGUUAAAUUAGAGAUUUUUAAUAUUUUUAAAGAAACUGUAGCCCAAUAAAUUCUAAAGAAAUAGCAUUUGGCCUAAAUUGAGCUAAUAGUAUUGUAGUUUCCAUUCUUACAACCCAUCCCUUCCCCAAAUCCUUUUUCAAAUUCAAGCCAAAUUGCCUCUUCAAACAGAAUCUAGGUUCCCUGUCCCUUCUGGAAGUGUACUUACUGACCUUAAGAUCUCCGUUUCCAUAAUCCUUCAAUAAGUGACAGUAGUACACCACUUAGGUAUGGACAAGGUUAGAAUCUUUUUUUUUUUUUUAAGUAUGUUUAUCAUGAUAAAAUAUACACAAAAUGUAAGUUCAUAAAUCACUUUCCGAAUUAAGAGUUGUAUUUCAAAUGUUAUUUAAACAAAAACAUUUAAGUGGUGCCACAACAUCUUUUUAAACACAAUUUACUUGGGAAAUAACCUAAAGAACAUUAACUAUUCCUGCAUUCAUUAGAUUUGGCAAGUUAAGCUUUGAAGAGCAUGCCUUCCUAAGAACUCUAACUUUAAAGAGUUCAGUAAGAGAUGUAAAUUCUGUUCAUUUCUUGAAUGGUCAUUUGCAAGGCUGUUGAGAUUUGCUGCAUUUUGAAAUGAUGAAUCCACAAGUCUUGUUUCUCAUUUAAAGUAAGUGCUAACAGUCUUUGAGGUCCUUUUUAAUCUUGCUGCUAGACUUUUCAGGGGACCUGAUUAUUAAUAAAGCAAAUGCUAAAACUAUAAAUGCUAAUUUCCAUUUUGGUAUGGAUUGUGUUAGACAAGUCAGUGUUAACAUGCUAAAAAGUUGACAUUAGAAAUGAGAAGUGUAAGUAUCCAGAUUUUGUGUUUUGGAUACAUAUUUUGGUGUUGCUGGUUCAAUUGUACUUUUGCAUAAUAGGUUAAGUUGAAAACUGUUUUAUAGUGUUUUUUGUUUGUUUUUUUACUUUCUACAAUACCAUUGUCUAUAAUUAAUAGCUGUGCUUCUGCAAUGAAUAUAUUGAUAGAAUCUAGUUGUAACUUCCCAAUCCUUGCUGAGAUUUUGCAUUUUAGGGCCCAACAGCCCGAACUAAUUUUGCUCUAUUGAUGUGGGUAUGUACAAUUUUGUUGAAAAACUCUUUUUUAGCAAUUGUGUUUAAAAGUCCUUAGUUUCUUUAUUAUUCUACUGAACAUAGUGCUUAUGGUAAUAUAGGUACUAUACAUAUAGGUGUUGUACUUUGUCAGAAGUAUAUUAAAUAUUAAAAUAGCUUAAGAAUGCUGUAUUUCUUACAUACUUUGGGGGGGGGGGAGGAAGUGUUGAGUUCUUCCUAGUUGAAGGCUUCAGAAGAGUUGUCAGUUCAUUGUGGAGACAAAUUGAUAAUAGCUAUUGUCAUUUACAGAGAAAGAAAUUGUCUUGGAGGUUAAGGCUGUUGUCCAGGAAGAUCUAAUUCAGAAUUGAUUUACACUUUGAUAUCUAAUUAUCUUCAUUAUCUCAUGGGUGUGGGUGCUCUGUCCAUCCAUAUAUAGAUUUUAGGCAUUCUAUCUUCCAUGUAGUGUCUAAGCUAUAUUGCUAUUUAACCCAAAAGGAGUAAAUAAAUGAGUGUUUACUUUGUCACUACUACUUUUAGAUAUGUAAAACAUUUUCUUGGGCUAAACACAAGUAUUGUUCCUUUGUAGCUGUUUCGCUUUACAAGCAUUUUUUUUUCUAUAUAAAGAUGAAGUGUGGUGAUGCUUGCGCUUAUUGUAGCUAUAGCAUAACAUUCUACCUUUGUUUAAAUUUUCAAGCUUUUGGAUAUAAAUUUAACAUCUAGAAAGUCAGAAUACUAUUAUGUGAACUACUUUUCCUUUUAUAGUUACUUAAGGCAUUUUUGUUCUGUUGUAAAGUUUUUGUGUACUUCAUUUGCUUUUUGUUGUAACAGCUACUGGAAUUUAAAAACAAUAAACUUCUCAUCCAUUACUGCUUCA
Messenger RNA from Sarcophilus harrisii (Tasmanian devil), 3407 nucleotides. RefSeq names its product ADP ribosylation factor like GTPase 14 effector protein (gene ARL14EP). The coding region runs from base 270 to 1043 and encodes 257 amino acids. Gene Ontology annotation, cellular component: intracellular membrane-bounded organelle. The transcript is spliced from 4 exons. The record is from RefSeq and is a predicted model, not a curated record. Lineage: Eukaryota; Metazoa; Chordata; Mammalia; Dasyuromorphia; Dasyuridae.